Branchiostoma belcheri (Belcher's lancelet) is the source of this 769-nucleotide messenger RNA. Its product is annotated as actin-binding Rho-activating protein-like. The coding region runs from base 45 to 497 and encodes 150 amino acids. Gene Ontology annotation, molecular function: actin binding. The transcript has a single exon. The record is from RefSeq and is a predicted model, not a curated record. Gene Ontology annotation, biological process: positive regulation of Rho protein signal transduction. NCBI's taxonomy places the organism in Eukaryota, Metazoa, Chordata, Leptocardii, Amphioxiformes, Branchiostomatidae.
GAACGACGCAGAUUGUUGCGGUAGAGGGAGAGAUUUUCCCCACUAUGGCAGAAAAGCCCGUCAGCAAGGAGCCCCGGGGAGGUGUAGCCGGCCUUUCGGCGCUCUGGCAGCAGCGCACCGAGGAACACGCUCACCAACAGACGAUCAACCCCUUCUCGGACUGGGAGGGCGCGUCGACCCGAGCGAAGCUCCACCGAGGAGACCAGGGGUACGGGAGGCCUGUCGAGGGGUCUAAGACAGAGGCAAGAGGCAAGGCAGCGCACACGCACAUCAGCGGGGAAGUCCUACAAGUCGUGGACGUUAUAAACGCUAUCGGCUGGCGGGACAGGGACGGGAGAAUGUGUGUGAAUUUUGGCCUGUUGUUCGAGGUGUACACCAAAAUCUCCAACAAGGUGGUGGGCGUUCUUGUACGAGCGAGAAAGUACGGAUUGUUGGAGUUUGAGGGAGAGAUGUUGUGGCAGGGGCGGGAUAACCACGUCUUGAUCACGGUGCUGUGAGAUGGCUGGCAUAGCGGGACCAGGGAGGGUCUGCGACGUAAACAAACCUUAUUUGUAACUCCCUGUGGUCGCGUGGGACCGUUAUGUGGAUAUGACCUGGAGUAACCCCUGCAAAGAGCCCUGGUUUGUUGCGUGUUGAUAUAACAAGGGUUAGGCGCAAUUUGUGAUAAAAAUAUGCACUGAGAGAAAAAUUCAUCGCUGAACAAUUAUAUAUUAUACAUAUACGUCGAGGGAAAACUUUAUUGCACAACAAUUGUGACAAGGUACAACGU